GCUGGUACUAGUACUCAAAUUUCAUAGAGCGAAGAUAUCAUCACCAUCAUCAUCAUAUCGUCUCCCACACCACCACUGUCCCUGCCCUCUCUGGAUCUUCUUCUUAGUGCCAACAUCUGUUGUCGUUGGGAGUUGUUCAUCCCCCCUCUUCUUCUUCUUCUUUUUCCUCUCUCUCUCUCUCUCUCUGGGUAGCUUAGCUUUUCGUUGGAAUAGCACCCCAAAAUGCGAACCACCAAACCAAACAAAAUAUAUAGAGUUAAUAAUAUUAAUUAAUUUUAAUAUCCCCCCUCUGCUCCCUCUCUCUCUCUCUUUCUUUCUUUCUUCUCGUCCUUUUUGCCCUUUCUCUGCUCCAAAACCCUAAUCCCUUCCCUUCCCUGCAAAAACCAACGAGGCAAAAGAGAUGGAGAACAGGAGAAAAGGGAUGGGUAAGUAGUGAAAAAGGGUUGGAAGCUAAAAGAAGCCAUCUUUUUCAUGAGAUCUUUAUUUCCCCAUCCCAUACCCUCCUUUCUGCUGCUUCCAUUUCUUUUCCUGCUCUUCCGUAGAGUAGAGCCACAAAAAGCUAUAUCAAACCCAGUUCUUCUGCUCUGCUUGCUUGGGUUCGUACACAAUAAUGGCUGCUAAGUGCUAUGGCUAGGUGUAGCUCUAGGUAGCUUUACCCAUUCCGCUAUAUUUGUGUAGCCGAGAGAGCAGAGGGACUUGCAGUAGCAGAUCAUAGAGAAGUGGAGGACUGAAACCAUAUAUUUUCUGAUGGAUAUGGGAAGCAGCUUUUUCCCCCUUCUUUCUAGUCUAAAAAGCUGAUCACCUCAUCCAUCCAAAAAAAGACCAGCACAGAAUAGAAUAGAGGCAAUUGGAAAGGAAGCAAGCAAAGUGGGAGAAAGAAAAAAGAAGAAAAGCAAGUGGCCGGUCGCGGUCUUCGAUUCCCAUCCUCUGGUAAUCUACUCAAUUCCACCUCUUCUUAGCUUCGUGGGCUGUCUCUCCCCUUCCUCUUUUUCUUCUUUUUAACAAUAAAAUCACAUCUUCUCUGUGUAUCACUCUCCUCUUUUUUUACAGAGCUGGGAACAAUGGAUUCAUCUGGCAACAGCAGCUUGCAAUCCUCCGCCAGCGGCGGAGACGAGGAAGAGUACGAUUCAAGACCAAGACCUCCUCCUCCGCCGCCGCCGUCGUCGUCGCUGCAACUAGAACACCAACAACAACAACAACAUCAUCAGCAGCAGCAGGCAUCACUAAAUUUCCUCAAUCCGUUCUCUUCAAAUCAACAAAACCCAAAUCCCCUUCUCUUCUCCCACCACCAAACAUCUCUAUUCGACCCAUCUCAAAACUUCUUCCAUCCCUUCCCCAAUCACCACCACCACCACCAACAACAACAUCAGCAACAACAACAUCAAUCUUCUCCGUCGCCGCCGGAAAACCCAUCAUUCCUCAACCUCGACAUGGUCCCCUCUUCCUCCCACCACCACCAACACCACCAUCAAUUCCUCAGAUCUGACCACACCAUGCUUGCUCAACAACCAUCAUCACCUUCUGCUUCUUCACUCCCGCACGCAACAACCGGGUUAAGAAACGCCAAUCCUCCUCCUCCUGCUGCGGCCACUAAUAACAAUAAUGAUCAUCAAAGCAGUACUAGUACUACUACCACCACCACCACCCACGGGUCGACCCGGAACCCGAAGAAGAGGACCCGGGCGUCGAGGCGGGCGCCCACCACCGUCCUCACCACGGACACCUCCAACUUCCGCGCCAUGGUGCAGGAGUUCACCGGCAUCCCCGCCCCGCCUUUCUCCGCCGCCUCCCCUUACUCCCGCCUCGACCUCUUCGGCUCCUCCUCCUCCUCCUCCGCUCUCCGCUCCGGGUUCGACUCCAUGAUCUACCCGCUCCGCCCCGCGCCCCACAAGCUUCACAAUCACCUCCCAUCAUCGUCAUCAUUCGCCUCCUCCCAUCCAUCCCAUACCACCAACAACACCGAUCUCCCCUCCGCCGUCGCCGCGGCGGGGAAUUUCCAGCUGGGACCAUCGGCGCAGAACAUGAUGAUGAACCAGAUGCUGUCGCUUCAGUCGCUGCUUCACUCCAAUGAUCUCCACCACUCGCUCAAGCCCCAAUCGUCGAUGAUCGGCAACGAUCAUCAGAUCGGGACGACGACGACGAUGGGCAGCGGGGAUUGGGGAGAUAGGGUUGCCCAGCCUGCCGCCAUUGAUGACGUCCGCAAUCCAGACCGUGAGAUAGGGAACAACAACAACAAUGUUGGUAUGGGUACUUACGACGGGAGUAAUAAUCAGCAGAAAGCGAGCUUCACGGCGACGGGAUCGGGGCCGGCCGCCGCCGCGACGGAGUUUAUUCUACAUCAUCAGAAUGUUUGAGGCGAAGGUACUGCCGUCGUUCUAAUUAGCUUGCUAAGAUGUAUAUUGUUAAUUAAAUUAAAUUAUUAUUGAAAACGGACGACUCGACUCGACUGAUUAUUAUUAUUAUUAAUAUUAUGAAUGAUUUAUUCUAUGGAGAAAAUUAUUUGGUGAGGAAAUCUUUGGGAAUAGUAGUGGUUGGGGAAAGUCGCGGAGAAAUUGGUGGUGCUGAUUCCGUUUCGGAUUUUCCCUUUACUUCUUCUCCGUUCAUUUAUGGAUUCAUUCAUCUAAGGCCCCCAAAUAUCAUCAUCAUCAUCAUGAUAUGAUAUGAUACCAUAUAAAAAAAUUAAUGUGGUCGAUAAUUGAAUUAUUAUAUAUUUCAUGAUCAUAUGCUUGCUUGCCUGGCUGCCUAGUUAGCUAGACUAGAUAGCUUGCUACUCCAUUAUAUAUGUGCAUUAUCUGUCAUGAUGAUAAUGAAUAAUGAUGAUCAUCAUUGCAUUUUUGGGUGAUUCAGUGUACUCACCGAUGGCCGCCAGUGUCAUUAUAUGUAAACAGUAGAGAUAUCUUUCUCGCAUUAGAGUUUUUCUUUCUCCGUUUAUGCUGGCUCAGAAUCUGUAGUGGAAUUCUUUUCUGGUGAGCUUCUGGGUUAUAGAAGAAUGAUUGGCUCAGAAUAUUAUAAUUAGGUGGAACAUGAGGUUUUUUGCUAUAUAAAAAAAUAACAUGGGGUUUUCAAAUUCAUGAUCUACAAGUGACUAACAUGUAUUAUUUAUGGAAUCAUGAGAUUACACAUUCCCUUCUUAUUAAAAUGUAAUUAAUAAGUUCACAAUAAGAUAUAUGUAAUUAAGUUCUAAAAAAUACAAUGGUGUCUAAUUGUGAAGUCACGGUGUUUGAAGAAUGUUUGGUCUAGUCUAAUGGUACUAUCACUGGGCAUGUUUCUGGGAGAUUCCAUAUUAAAAUUCUCAAGCAACAACUAACUAUAAAAACAUACUUAUAUCACCCUUGUAGAAGAAAAAAAUGUUUAAAGCAUAUAUCCUCAAUUAAAAUGUUAUCAAAACUAAAAUAAAAUAAAAUGAAAGGAGCUGGGUAAAAUACAGGCUUCUAAAACUUGUUAUUUUUACGAGUCGAACAACAAACCUCCCAAAUCGAAACACUUUCGCUGAAUAGACACGGUCCGUUUACGCGGGAAGUUAUGAACACUUGUCAACAAGCUAGUUGCGUCCAUGAUCAUGACAUAUACCAAACUCAUAGCUUAGACAUUGUAUAAGCAAAAGCAAGGCCGAUCGAUGAAAAGAGCAGCAUAUUAAUCCAGAAAUUACUCAUAUUAUACAGCACAGGAGAAUGGGAGGGAAAAAAUGGUGGCGGGCCAGUGGGUGUAGAAAGAAAGAUUUGGUGCUUGAGCGCACUGUGGUUCCAAAUCUUUGCUUUGGUUUUCUGCAUUUCAACCCUCCAUAUCAUUACAUUACACUCUAAUUUUCCCAUCCCAUCCCGAUCCAAGAACGAAACACGCCGUCUCCGUCUUACCGUAUAUAUUCCACAGCCAAGCAACAACAUUGUCUGUCUCUUUUUUUUUUAUGCUUUUCUUUUGUUGCUUGCUCUCUUUCGGUUCAUUUAAAACGCCGCAUUUGUUGUUAAUUACUUCCAUCCCUUUCACACUCGGGCUCACUCAACCUUCCGCUACCUAUUCUAUUCACUCCCGUGCUUUUUUUAUUUUUUAUGAAAUGAGUUUUGCUAAUAUUGAACGUACUUGUGAUUGUGAAGUAGUUUUGUUGGAAGUUUGGUGGAGAUCUUUCUAUCGACGACCACGGGGAUUUGUGAAACAACUAUAUUGGCAAUUAGGUCAUCUAAAUUUUUGUUUAGGUUGACCAAUGACCACAAUAUCAAUUAAGAUUAAUGGGGAAGUUGGAAAAGAUUAUUGACAAUUUCUAUAGAUAACAAGUGGUGAAUAUCGGUGAUAGGUUAGAUUUGUAGUGUAAGGAUGAUGAUCAUAAUAACGAUGGGAGCGAAGU
This is a messenger RNA of Linum trigynum, 4339 nucleotides long. The record is from the annotation of a GenBank genome assembly. Lineage: Eukaryota; Viridiplantae; Streptophyta; Magnoliopsida; Malpighiales; Linaceae.